Messenger RNA from Cadophora gregata, 1782 nucleotides. Its product is annotated as Autophagy protein 22. NCBI's taxonomy places the organism in Eukaryota, Fungi, Ascomycota, Leotiomycetes, Helotiales, Ploettnerulaceae. Bases 1 to 1782 code for a protein of 593 amino acids. The transcript has 5 exons. Gene Ontology annotation, biological process: amino acid transmembrane export from vacuole. The record is from RefSeq and is a predicted model, not a curated record.
AUGGAACAAGGGUCCUCAAGACGGCGAGCUCCAAGAUAUGUGGGAGAAGAUACCUCACCAACCACAUCCCGAGAGUUGAGAGGUUUUUACGCCUAUGGAAUGGCCGCUGAAGUGUUUGCGGUGUGUGGAGUCGGAUCUUUCCUUCCGGUGGCUUUGGAACAACUAGCUAGGGAGAGAGGAGUGUUGUGGACAGACAAAACCACACCAUGUGUGGUCAAACCGGAUAGCGGAACUCGAGCGGCUUCUGUGGCUGGAUUACUUGUCAGGGCCGCUGUAUCCGAUACCCACCAGGACACCAAUCAUCAGUGUGUAAUUCCUGCUCUGGGAAACAUGACCACCUCGUCAUUUGCGCUCUACACGUUCUCCCUAGCAGUAUUUGUCCAGGCUCUGGCACUUGUUUCCUUCAGUGCUGUUGCAGACCAUGGGCGUUACCGAAAGAAAUUUCUCAUCGGCUUUGGCGUAGCAGGUGGAAUCUCGUCUGCGCUCUUCAUUUUUGUUGUUCCUCAGAUUUUCCUCGUAGCCUCUAUUCUAGCUGUGGUCGCUGUAACAUGUCUCGGUUCAUCCUUUGUUAUUCUUAAUUCAUUUUUGCCGCUACUCGUAGCAAACCACCCGCAUGUUCCAGAUAGUGUUGGAGACUCUGAAGAUGCAUCGGCGACCAUUUCUUCAGACUCUGGGGUUUUGGUGUCUUCGAGUAUAGACGAGAGCCGGGACGCCACUUAUAAACCCAGGAGCGGGCAUAUGGAUUCCACAGCACUCAAACUUUCCACGAAGAUAUCUUCGAAGGGGGUCGGCAUUGGAUAUGUCGCAGCAGUUUUCGUCCAAGUGCUCAGCAUAAUGUUGCUAUUUGGCAUGUCAAAACUAUCAGUCUCUUCGACGUUUCCUCUUCGUCUUGUCUUGUUCAUGGUUGGGUCCUGGUGGCUGGGCUUUACCAUUCCCGCCUCGAUCUGGCUUCGUGACCGCCCUGGUCCACCGCUCCCAGCAAUCUCAAGUGCCAAGUCCUGGAAAACAUGCGUCGCAUACGUAGCUUUUGCUUGGGGUUCGGUGUGGAAGACUAUAAAGAUGGCUGUAAAGCUAAGGCAAAUGGUUAUUUUCUUGAUCGCGUGGUUCCUACUUUCCGAUGCGAUCGCGACAGUAUCAGGGACUGCGAUACUCUUCGCUCGCACAGAAUUGAAGAUGGGCACUGUCGCUAUUGCACUUCUGUCAAUCACCGCCACUUCCUCUGGGAUCUGUGGUGCUUUUACCUGGCCGAUCAUAUCCCGCCACUUCAAGCUGAAGACCAAUCGAACCAUCGUCGCUUGCAUCGCCUUAAUGGAAAUAAUACCCCUGUAUGGUCUCCUAGGCUACAUCCCGUUUGUAAAAUCUUGGGGCGUAGGAGGACUGCAACAGGCAUGGGAAAUCUACCCGCUCGGGUUCAUUCAUGGGUUCGUCAUGGGUGGCCUCUCUUCCUAUUGCAGGUCUUUCUUUGGUUUGUUAAUCCCACCUGGGAAGGAGGCUGCAUUCUACGCUCUAUACGCUAUCACAGACAAAGGAAGCUCAGCUGUGGGCCCUGCAGUAGUUGGAGCAAUUAUAGACGCAACGGGGCAGAUCAGACCAGCUUUCGUCUUUCUGGCUAUACUCGUUGCAUUGCCAGCGCCGCUGAUACUGCUCGUUGACGCAGAGAAGGGACGGGGCGAUGCUGCAAGGUGUGCUGAGGUCCUAAAGCAAGAUCUCACACAGGAUUCUGCAGUGCAGGCGGGAACUGAGCUUCACGAAACGGAGGGCUUAAUGGCAGAUCAUGAUUAG